Molecule: messenger RNA, 1221 nt
Organism: Chanos chanos (milkfish)
Lineage: Eukaryota; Metazoa; Chordata; Actinopteri; Gonorynchiformes; Chanidae
Gene: nosip
Product: nitric oxide synthase interacting protein
Exons: 10
Coding region: 42-959 (305 amino acids)
Cellular component (GO): nucleus
Molecular function (GO): ubiquitin protein ligase activity
Source: RefSeq, a predicted model, not a curated record
UCCAGGUUCACCUGCGGUCACGAAAGCUAUCAAAAGACACAAUGACUCGACAUGGAAAGAACUGCACGGCAGGGGCAGUGUACACGUAUCAUGAGAAAAAGAAAGAUACAGCCGCCUCAGGAUACGGAACGCAGAGCGUGCGUUUGGGCAAAGAUUCGAUCAAAGAUUUCGACUGUUGCUGUCUCUCCUUACAGCCUUGUAGAGACCCUGUGGUAACUCCAGACGGGUACCUCUACGAAAAAGAAGCCAUUUUGGAGUACAUUCUCCAUCAAAAAACAGAGAUCGCUAAGAAAAUGAAGGCAUACGAGAAGCAGAAACAGGCUCUGAAAAGCGAGGGACAGCUGGAGUCUUGUACGGAGGAGAGAGAGCGGGUAGAGAAGUUCAAAAAGAGCGAGAGCACCAUUGUAUCUAAACCCAUCAACCCGUUCACAUCAGGCCAGUCCAAAGAGACGAGCAGUCAGAACGGUUCUGCGGGGUCUGCUGGGGCGUCCACGAGCACAGACGAGUCCGGGUCAUCCUCUAAAUCCCUGCCCAGUUUCUGGAUCCCCAGUUUGACACCGGAGGCCAAACCGACCCUACUAAAAAAACCUUCGAAGGCGGUGCUGUGUCCUAUGUCAGGUCGUCCACUGAAGAUGAGCGAUCUCAUCCCGGUCCGUUUCACUCCUCUGGACCCCAGUCUGGACCGGGUGGCCCUGCUAACACGCCAGGACAGAUACGUGUGUGCAGUGACUAAAGACACUCUGGGAAAUUCAGUACCUUGUGCCGUCCUCAGACCCUCGGGUUCAGUGGUAACUAUGGAGUGUGUUGAGAAGCUCAUUCAUAAAGACAUGACCGAUCCUGUGUCAGGAGACAAACUAAAGGACAAAGACAUCAUUCCCUUACAGAGGGGGGGCACUGGCUUUUCAGGAUCAGGAGUACAUCUGCGGGCUACAGAGGCCCGGCCCGUCAUGCAGGCGUGAGCCGUGAAAGGGAGAAGUGGAGGAGUAGAUGCACAGAUGGAGGGACAAGAUAAAAGGAUGAGGCAAACUGCCAUAUGAUGUGUAUAUGAUUUUUUUUUUUUUUUGGCUGCAGAUUCUUUGCAGUUUUUUUUGUGGUUUUGUUUCAGCAAGAACCCGUUUCUUUUGAAUUAUGCAGAAAGUUAGUUUACUGAACUUUUUUUUGUCUCCUAAAAAUACACAAACGCACGCACACACAUGCGCACGCACGCACACACACACACAC